Messenger RNA from Nerophis lumbriciformis (worm pipefish), 1432 nucleotides. It is a transcript of the gene tedc1, whose product is annotated as tubulin epsilon and delta complex 1. Lineage: Eukaryota; Metazoa; Chordata; Actinopteri; Syngnathiformes; Syngnathidae. The record is from RefSeq and is a predicted model, not a curated record.
AGCAGCACACCGAGAAUGUGUCUCGUCCGCCGGAAACCGCAAGAAGAAGAGCGACAUCAUCGUACAGUUGAGUUUGACUUUAUUUCGUAUCUUGAUUUUUGGAGGAAUAAGUGAAAAAAGCCUCGCUAGAAAUGCAUCGUAGUAACAAGAAGACUGUGAGUAGUAGUAGUAGUAGUAGUAGUGAGCGGACUGGGAUUGUGGAAGUCAAGCAGGUGAUUAGGCUGCUGUGUAAGUUAUUGUCGGCCCUCGGACUUCAACACGUGCCCACGCCGGAGACAUUUAGACGGGCGAAGUUUGGUGAAGUUAAUGUGGAGGACCAGUUCUGGCAACUGCUAGCCGACAUUCAGACAAAGCAAACGGCAUCAUCCUCUGGCAGCAGCACACACAUGCAAAAGGCCUCUGAGUGUAGGACAGCAGUGAGCGCAGGCCUGUGGCAGAGCGGUUACUUUGCUCGCUGGAUGUUCGGGGAGGAGGAGGAAGGAGUUUCCGCCAGGGAACUUCUUCUGGCUCUUGGCUGGCAGUUGGCCUCUGGAACCCUGGAGAAACUGUUGACUCAGCGAGUACAACAACUGGACAAAACCCUAAUCACACCCACUGUUAUGGAACUUGAGCUUUCUCCGCAGCCUGAAGUGCAGAGUACUGACCUGAGGAGGCUCCAUUGGCUGCUUGGCUCCCUGAGACAUCAGGGCCAGAUGCUGCUGUCCAUGCGGGAAGAGCAGGCCGUGUUGCUCCAUGCUGUGUUUUCCGGCAGUCCACUUCCUGCGUUUUCUUCUUCCUCGGGUGAACGCUGCACGGUGCUGAGUGAGAGUUGCGUUGGUGUGCAGGAGCUGUGUGACCUUCUUGAAUUGUACCUCAGGUGGAAAGAAGUGGAGACCGUUUUCUGGAUGUGGAUGGACAGUGUGGUGGGUUGCCAGGUGACGGAGGCUGUGGCUGAGAGGCACACACACGCACACACACCCAGCAGGAGAGCAGGGGUGUGCCACACUGGUGAGCUGUGUGGACAGCAGCUGGAGGGCAUACAGUCCAGACUGACUACAGUGCAGAAAGUACUGAAGACAGCCAGAGGAGACACUGAAGACCGAGGAGAGAGACUCGCUGGUUCCGGGGACAUGCCUCGCCACCCGCCAUCAUCACUCACCCUCUCUCACACGUACCGAGCCAGACUGCAGGCUGGGUGUGCAGUGGAGCAGAGUGGGCAGGUGUGGGUGUGCCAGGUGUCACAGGUGUGGCAUGAGAGGGAGAGAUGUCUGCUGGAGAGGAGGAACACUCUGAGGAGGAGCAACAAGCUGCAGCUGCAGGACAUGAUUGCCAUGAUGGAGGACCUGGUGGUGUUAGCACCUUAAACAUCACCUCUGAUGUUGUUAGCACCAUCAUCACAUCACCUCUGAUGUUGUACAUCACCUCUGAUGUUGUACAUCACUUCUGAUGUCGU